AAAGGAGUAUCAGAAGUGAACCAAUUUUAUAAACAUGAAGGACUAUUAGUGCUUCCUGUGAAAGAAUAAGGAUGAUUUUGGGUCUAAAUCCAAAGAUAAGGGACUAUUUUUAAGUUUUUUCCUCAAUCCACGAUGCUCAUCUUUCUUCUUGGAAAGAAAACACAGAAAAACAAAAUAACGCCCCUCUAUACAAUCACAAUUCACCAUACAGAACUAUAAACUAUUUCUGUUUGGAUUGCCCAGUUUCAAGAAUCUCCUGGUACAAUUGUAGGAAAUGGGACAAGAGAAAUGGUGUGUGGUGACAGGUGGAAGAGGCUUUGCUGCUCGGCAUUUAGUGGAAAUGCUGAUCCACUAUGAAAUAUAUCAUGUUCGUAUUGCUGAUUUGGGUCCUACCAUUAAACUUGAGCCUUCUGAAGAAAAGGGUACUCUUGGAAAAGCCUUGCAAUCUGGUCGUGCUGUAUAUGUAUCCAUGGAUCUUCUUAACAAGUCUCAAGUCCUCAAAGCUUGUGACGGAGCUGAAGUUGUCUUCCACAUGGCAGCUCCAGAUUCAUCAAUCAAUAGCUACAAACUCCACUAUUCAGUUAAUGUGGAAGGAACCCAGAAUGUAAUUGAUGCUUGCGUUGAGCUAAGAGUGAAAAGACUUAUUUACACCAGCUCUCCCAGUGUGGUGUUUGAUGGAAUUAACGGAAUUCUAAAUGGGGAUGAAUCACUGCCAUAUCCUGCUAAGCAUAAUGAUUCCUACUCUGCAACUAAAGCUGAAGGAGAGGCACUUGUUCUCAAGUCAAAUGGUACUAAAGGGCUGCUGACAUGCUGCAUUAGACCUAGCAGUAUUUUUGGCCCUGGUGAUAGGUUGCUCGUCCCUUCACUAGUCGCAGCUGCAAGGGCUGGCAAAUCUAAGUUCAUUAUUGGUGAUGGCAAUAACAUGUAUGAUUUCACUUACGUGGAGAAUGUGGCACAUGCUCAUGUGUGUGCAGAACGAGCUCUAGCAUCAGGAGGAGCAAGUGCAGAGAAAGCUGCUGGGAACGCAUAUUUCAUCACGAACAUGGAGUCCAUUAAGUUUUGGGAGUUUGUCUCGCUUGUUCUUGAAGGUCUUGGCUAUGACAGGCCAAGCAUUAAGAUUCCUGCAUCUGUUAUGAUGCCAAUUGCACAUUUGGUGGAGCUGACUUAUAAGCUGUUAGCUCCUUAUGGAAUGAAGGUCCCACAGUUGACUCCUUCAAGAAUCAGACUCCUCUCUCGCAGCAGAACAUUUAGUUGUUCAAAAGCAAGUGAUCGACUAGGAUACUCACCUAUCGUCCCACUUCAGGAGGGCCUAAGGAGGACAAUUGAAUCCUAUCCACAUCUGAGAUCUGAACAUGGGUCGGGAAAGGAAGGUCCUUCUAGAUCGUCUGGAUCUCUUUGUAAACUGUUCUUCCUCAUGGUGGUUUUCUCUCUAUUGAUUCUAAGCUUCCUCGGCAUCAUUUCGCCAUGGAGUUCGUUUGUCAUAGGAAUCCUAGCUGCCUUUGUUGUGUUCAUUAUAUAUGACAAAAGGAAGACAAAUUAGAUCAUUUAGUUCAACAAUUUACACGCAACUUUAAGCUCUACAGUUGCUGGGAGAGCUCUCAUUUCUGAGGAAAACCAAUAAUCAGCCAUACUGCAAGGGCGCACAACGUCAUUCACUCGUUGGAUCUUCUUCCUUGGGAGAAGCUUUCUUUUGCAAGUUCUUUUCUUGAAGGACUUUGUAUACAUUCUUGAGUACAAUAUCACAAUGCGCUUGUUCCAAGCCAGUUUUUCUGUCUCUGAUCUGAUGAUGCCUGCAGUAUACAAUUCACCUACCUAUCCUUUUGUUCCCUCUAACUAUUUUUGUUCUCUUGCCAAUAUUGUACAAUUCGCCUGCC
Molecule: messenger RNA, 1874 nt
Organism: Lycium ferocissimum
Lineage: Eukaryota; Viridiplantae; Streptophyta; Magnoliopsida; Solanales; Solanaceae
Product: 3beta-hydroxysteroid-dehydrogenase/decarboxylase-like
Exons: 10
Coding region: 275-1540 (421 amino acids)
Biological process (GO): steroid biosynthetic process
Molecular function (GO): 3-beta-hydroxy-Delta5-steroid dehydrogenase (NAD+) activity
Source: RefSeq, a predicted model, not a curated record